AUGUGCAUGCUGCCGAAAGGGAUCAAGGAACGCCCUUUCACGGUCAGCGCCGCCGGCCAGACGUACAAGCAGACAGAUCGGUUUGUGUACCUCGAACGUAUCAUCUCCGCGGACGGGAAGGCCGACCGGGAAAUCACGAGCCGCAGCUGCCGAGCGUGGAAGUGCUACCGCCGGAACAGUGCUUCGAUGUACGACAGGCGACGGGCCAACCGCCAGCUCAAGAUCCGGCUACUUCAGUCUGAAGUGGUGGAGACUCUCCUGUAUGGGUGCGCCUCGUGGAGCCUAACAGCGGACCACUACACGAAGCUCAAUGGGACCCACCGCCAGUUCCUCACACGGUGCAUCGGCUGGAGCAAGCGGAAACGCUCAGACCGCCCCCUGUCCUAUGCCCAGGCCCUCAUCCAGGCAGGCUGCGAGGAAACCAUCGAGGCCACCGUGCGCAAACGGAGACUGUGUUUCGCGGGCUUCGUUAUGCGCAUGGAGGACAACCGCCUCCCCAAGCGCAUGCUGCUAGGAGCGAUGGGGGGGGGCGUGGGAUCCCGGGGCGGGCAGGAGAGCGACUGGGUGUCUUGUCUAGGAGAGGACCUCGUGGCCUUCAACAUGGGAGACGAAAAGGAAGGGGGGAAAUGGAAAGAGAGCGCCAAGGACCCGGAGGUGUGGUACAACAAGGUCGAGGACGGGGUGGCAUGCCUCAUGAGGGAAUGGCACAGGCACGAGGCGGAAGCGUCCGUGAAGCGCCAGCGCGAGGGAAGCAGAAGCAGAGAGUACGGCCAUCUCAGGACCGCAGGGAAAGAGAAUCGGGGAAGCGGCGGUGGGGAGGUGUACUCAUAG
Molecule: messenger RNA, 831 nt
Organism: Ectocarpus sp. CCAP 1310/34
Lineage: Eukaryota; Phaeophyceae; Ectocarpales; Ectocarpaceae
Source: the annotation of a GenBank genome assembly